This is a messenger RNA of Acanthosepion pharaonis, 870 nucleotides long. Lineage: Eukaryota; Metazoa; Mollusca; Cephalopoda; Sepiida; Sepiidae. The record is from the annotation of a GenBank genome assembly.
AUGCCACCACCUCCACACCAACAAUUCUAUCGUCACCACUAUCAUCAUCAUCAUAGUGAAGCUCACAAUCAAGCAUCUUUUCCCGUUCGCCUCUCGCCACAAUUUUUGUUUCUUUUUAAGUUGUCUACGCUUUCUUUCACCUUUUCUCUUUCUUUCUUUCUUUCUUUCUUUUCUUUCUUUCUUUCUUUCUUAUAUAUUCUUUCUGAUAUGUUCCUUUGUUCUAUCUAUCUAUCUCAGCCUGUUCAUCUAUCUAUCUGUGUGUCUGUUCAUCUAUCUAUCUGUCAUACCAACUCCAUGUUUUAUAUUCGUUUCUUUCUUUCUUUUAUUCGUGUCUUUCUUUCUUUCUUUCUUUUUUCUUUCUUUCUUACAGAAUACACACAGUCGCACUGUUUUCCUCUUUCGGUCGCCGUAACCAACUCCGCCAUUCCCGUCUCAGCCUCGUUCGCUUAUGUCUUAUCUAAUGAUCUCCCUCUCCCACAACCUUUCACUUCCUUCCACGUCUCCUUAAUCCCACCCUCCCAUCACCGACCGCCCCACCCUUCAUCUGCUACCCAACCUCACCCAUUGACAAUUCACCGAAUUUCAUUUGAUUCCGUCGUCUGUUUCAGCUUCAGCAGUCCAUUGAGUUCGCACUUCUAUCUAUCUAUCUAUCUAUCUAUCUAUCUAUGUAAUCACUGUUCCCUCUUUGAGCACCUUAUACUCAACAUUUCUUUUCUGCCCGUCGGCAUGUAUUAUGAUGACAACAAAAAAGUCGGCUUUGCUUCACUGAUAACAACGGAUUUGCUCGCAAAGAUUAUAGCGUGUCAUCAUUAUUUAUCUGUGGGUGUCAUCCACGCUGUAAAAGCGUCGUCACUUCCCAAUCGAUAUUAG